Messenger RNA from Endocarpon pusillum Z07020, 288 nucleotides. RefSeq lists its product as uncharacterized. Lineage: Eukaryota; Fungi; Ascomycota; Eurotiomycetes; Verrucariales; Verrucariaceae. The transcript is spliced from 2 exons. The record is from RefSeq and is a predicted model, not a curated record. Bases 1 to 288 code for a protein of 95 amino acids.
AUGGGGCCAAUUGAUCCCAAUAUCACUAUUGAGAUCCUAUUUCGCUCUGGAAUUCAUCAAAAACGUGGCCCUCUCUAUCUUGCAGACUCUCUACAUCUAAAUCCUACAAAAAGAGGGCCAAAAGCAAAGUCUAUUCCAAAGAAAUGGGCAGAAAAACAGCCAAAUGAUCAUACAAAUCCAUCUAUCCCUGAUGAUUCCACAGCCGAUACCCAGCUAGAUAAGCUUCUAAUACCCCUAGAAGAAGCUGAAGAACACUUCAAAGGCCGUCAAAUCAAUGAAAUUCUCUGA